UUAAGGCAACCCACCGUGCUGCCUGCGCCCAUCCUUGUGCUACCCUUGUGCUCAGUGAGUUCACGACUUGUCGCAUUACUUUGUGAAGAAGCAGAACUGCCGGCCCCGAAACAAAGAACCAUGGUCCAAGCUGAGACCUGGAUCCUGACCAAGCACUUUGACGGCUUCCCAAAGGACAGCGACUUUGAGCUCAAGACGGAGGAGCUCCCUGCACUCAAAGAUGGGGAGGUGCUUUUGGAAGCCGUGUUUCUCAGUGUCGACCCGUACAUGAGGCCUUUCAGUAGGUUUCGCAUGAAGGAAGGCGAUGUGAUGAUCGGAACUCAAGUGGCCAAAGUGGUGGAAAGUAACAAUCCAGCAUUUCCUGUGGGGAGCCAUGUUGUUGUUCGCUGUGGCUGGAGAAGCCACACCGUCUGCGAUGGGAAGGACCUGAUUCCCAUCAUGCCUGACUGGCCGAAAGACGUCUCCAUGUCUCUGGCUCUGGGCGGCAUCGGCAUGCCGGGACAGACGGCCCUGUACGGGAUAGAAGAGGUCUUGGGGCUCCAGGAGGGUGAGACCCUGCUGGUGAAUUCUGCCGCGGGGGCGGUGGGCUCCAUCGUGGGCCAGCUCGCCAAGAUCAAGGGCUGCAAGGUGGUGGGCUCAGCAGGCUCUGAUGCCAAAGUGGCUUUCCUCAAAGAACUGGGCUUCGACGAGGCCUUCAACUACAAAACUGUCGGGUCCCUGGAGGAGGCGCUGAAGAAGGCGUCUCCAGACGGAUACGACUGCUUCUUUGAAAAUGUGGGAGGCCCUUUUUCAAGUGUUGCCAUACAACAGAUGAAGGACUUUGGAAGAAUAGCCGUGUGUGGAGCUAUUUCCACAUACAAUGACACCACGCCCCAAACAGGCCCGUACCCCCACCUAACCAUGAUUGUCAAGCAGCUUAAGAUGGAGGGCUUCAUGCAGUCCAGGUGGGAGCAUAAGAACCCCGAGACCCUCAAGAGGCUGAUGGGAUGGUUGAAAGAGGGCAAACUGCAGUGUCGGGAGCACGUCACAAGAGGCUUUGAACAGAUGCCAGCUGCUUUUAUGGGGAUACUGCGGGGAGAAAACGUCGGCAAGGCUGUUGUUGCCGUCUGAUGUGGAUCAGUGGAGAAAAAUCAGUAUUAUUAAUAACCUUCACAUAAUUUCAUAAAUCAUACAUGAAGGACUUAACCAUAUACCUUAAUAACUAACCAGUCAUAUCAAAAUUAACAUGUGAUUUUGUAAUGUUUAGCGUUAGUUCAGGAGUUACUGUUUGACUCUUCCAUUCAUGCUUUACAAUGCAGAUGUUUUUAUGAAACUGGACCCUUCUGCUUAGGUUUUGUAUUAGAUCAGAGCGCUGUGUGCCACCUGCACGAGAAGGACAACACAAGAUUGUCGGUCUGGAGCUGCUGCUGAUGCUUUUGUACAAUAUUCACUGUAACACGAUUAACCAUGUGCUUUGCAUUCAAGGACCGAUUUUGUAUCAGCAAUAAAAUCUUCUAUUGACAUCA
Molecule: messenger RNA, 1505 nt
Organism: Pseudoliparis swirei
Lineage: Eukaryota; Metazoa; Chordata; Actinopteri; Perciformes; Liparidae
Product: prostaglandin reductase 1-like
Exons: 9
Coding region: 121-1110 (329 amino acids)
Biological process (GO): prostaglandin metabolic process
Cellular component (GO): cytoplasm
Molecular function (GO): 15-oxoprostaglandin 13-reductase [NAD(P)+] activity; 2-alkenal reductase [NAD(P)H] activity
Source: RefSeq, a predicted model, not a curated record